Messenger RNA from Aplysia californica (California sea hare), 1388 nucleotides. Its product is annotated as aurora kinase C. The record is from RefSeq and is a predicted model, not a curated record. The coding region runs from base 135 to 1133 and encodes 332 amino acids. Gene Ontology annotation, cellular component: chromosome passenger complex; spindle pole centrosome; spindle microtubule. NCBI's taxonomy places the organism in Eukaryota, Metazoa, Mollusca, Gastropoda, Aplysiida, Aplysiidae. The transcript has 8 exons. Gene Ontology annotation, molecular function: protein kinase activity; ATP binding. Gene Ontology annotation, biological process: protein phosphorylation; regulation of cytokinesis; mitotic spindle organization.
CUGAAGUUGAGGUUUGUCAACUGAACAAUUUCAGUUCACCGCCAUCAUUCAAUCGAGCUGAUCCAUGAGUGGACUGUAAACUCAGUGGCUAGUUUGAUUAUUCACAAGAUACCUGACAUACAGCUGUAUUUCCAAUGGAUCCAGCCAGUCGAGUUUUGAAACCAAACUUGACAUCUGGAACAACAGCUGCCCAUGUUGACAGUUUGGCUGCUGCCAAACUUCCUCUCAGAGUUCCAGCAGAAAAGGAAAAUAAUUCUUCAGGAGGCGAUAUAGCGUCAAGUUCAGAUUCCUCAAAUGGUCCAGUGAAAUGGGGUUUGAGUAAUUUUGAUAUUGGAAGACCCCUUGGAAAAGGGAAAUUUGGAAAUGUGUAUCUUGCCAGGGAAAAGAGAAGCAAGUACAUCGUUGCUUUAAAGUUGAUGUUCAAAUCUCAACUUGUGAAAGCUGGAGUGGAACACCAACUGAGGAGAGAGAUUGAAAUUCAAACUCAUCUUAGACACCCCAAUAUUCUCAAAUUGUUUGGCUACUUCCAUGAUGAAUCACGAGUGUAUCUCAUUCUUGAAUAUGCCCCCAAAGGAGAACUCUACAAAGAUUUACAGCGGCAGAAACGCUUCGAUGAUGCACGGUCUUCAAAGUACAUCGCACAGUUAGCAGAUGCCCUCAUCUACUGCCAUGCAAAGAAAGUGAUACAUCGUGACAUUAAGCCAGAGAACAUUUUGCUAGGACUGAAAGGGGACGUCAAGAUUGCUGACUUUGGCUGGUCUGUGCAUGCGCCAUCCUCACGGCGUCAAACAAUGUGUGGCACUUUGGAUUACCUGCCUCCUGAAAUGGUGGAGGGAAAGUAUCACAACGAGUGUGUUGAUCUCUGGAGUCUUGGAGUUCUUUGCUAUGAGUUUCUUGUGGGAAACCCACCAUUUGAAGCUGAAGGGCACAAUGAAACUUACCGUCGUAUAGUCAAAGUUGAUCUUGUAUUUCCUGACCAUGUAUCAGAUGGAGCUAGGGACCUCAUAUCAAAGCUGUUGCGGCACGACCCGAAGGCCAGACUGCCUCUAGAACAAGUUCUCAAACACCCAUGGAUUUUGAAGUACAACCCAGACUUGGCAUCUUCGUCCACAUCUUCUGCACCUUCCUCCUAACCUUUGCACUUCAAAUAAGUGCAACAUUUGGAAAGUUUCUUUUUAACAUGGCUUGAACUGUAGAAGCAUUCCCACGGUUGAAAUGAUGCUUGGAAAAUAGUGGAAAUUAUUAUAAGGUUUGAUUUCCCAGGCCUUGAUCCAGUUCCAUCUUGAGACAUAAGAAAUGCCUUUUACAAUAAAACCUCAGUAUAACGUACACCCUUCGGACCUCAAGAUUUAGAAUGUUUUAACCAAGGUACGUAUUGGCAAAAAAAA